GUGUGAAUCCCGAAGACUAUAUUCAUUCACAAGGAGCAACUAUAUGGGGUUUCUGGGGCAGGACAGAGUCAUGCCAAAAUGGAUCGUAUGCCUAUGGGUUUGAAAUUUCGGUCGAACCAGAGGUCGGAUCACUCGAUGACGAUUCCAGUCUAAACGCCAUACAGCUGUUCUGUCGCACCCCUGGAGGCGGUCACACCGGAGAGGUUACGUCAGAUACAAUGGACCGAGGAGUGUGGACCGGGUCCCAUCACUGCCUCGGUGGAUUUCUCAGAGGAUACGAUCUCAAGAGCCAUGCUGACGUAGGCGCCAUAGGAGACAACACCGCUGCCAACGGUCUGAAGAUGUGGUGCACGGGGGAGGAGGCGCCAAUGGAAGCCCCUGGUAACAAGUGGGGGGAUUGGCUUGGCCCUUCGUACUGCAAGGAGGGUUAUGUCAUCUGUGGUAUCAUGACGCGCGUGCAGCCCAACCAGGGAACCUUCGGUGAUGAUACGGCACUUAAUGAUGUUAAGUUCCUCUGCUGCCAGUUGUAGA
Messenger RNA from Penaeus monodon (black tiger shrimp), 531 nucleotides. RefSeq names its product vitelline membrane outer layer protein 1 homolog. Lineage: Eukaryota; Metazoa; Arthropoda; Malacostraca; Decapoda; Penaeidae. The record is from RefSeq and is a predicted model, not a curated record.